This is a messenger RNA of Scophthalmus maximus (turbot), 4523 nucleotides long. It is a transcript of the gene ehd4, whose product is annotated as EH-domain containing 4. NCBI's taxonomy places the organism in Eukaryota, Metazoa, Chordata, Actinopteri, Pleuronectiformes, Scophthalmidae. Gene Ontology annotation, biological process: endocytosis; endosomal transport. Gene Ontology annotation, molecular function: calcium ion binding; GTP binding; protein binding. Bases 260 to 1897 code for a protein of 545 amino acids. The transcript has 8 exons. The record is from RefSeq and is a predicted model, not a curated record. Gene Ontology annotation, cellular component: cytoplasm; plasma membrane.
UGUGUGUGUGUGUCGGUUCCAGUGUGCGUCACAGGGUGAAGGGCGGUGCCCCAGGUAGAGCACCACACACACACACACACACAGAGGGGGCAGUGUGCUCAGAGCAGCGGAGACUCUCGGUGGCCACACACACACACACACACACGGUCGAGUCGCGUCGGACACUCGUCGGAGACUCUCACACACACACACACACACACACACACACACACACACACACUCGUCGGACCGGGAAGUGUCCGCGGCGCGUCGCUCGGUGAUGUUCAGCUGGGUGAAGCAGGAGCAGGGCCGCAACAAGGACGGGGAGAUGUACCAGACGGUGACGGAGGGGCUGCAGAGCCUCUACACCCGGAAGCUGCUGCCGCUGGAGGACACCUACCUCUUCCACGACUUCCACUCGCCGGCGCUGGAGGCCGCCGACUUCCAGAGCAAACCCAUGGUGCUGCUCGUGGGCCAGUACUCCACCGGCAAGACCACGUUCAUCAGGUAUCUGCUGGAGCAGGACUUCCCGGGGAUGAGGAUCGGUCCCGAGCCGACCACCGACGGCUUCAUCGCCGUGAUGUACGGCGAGAACGAAGGUGUCGUCCCCGGCAACGCUCUGGUGGUCGACCCCAAGAAACCCUUCAGGAAACUCAACGCGUUCGGAAACUCCUUCCUUAACAGGUUCAUCUGCUCUCAGAUGCCCAAUCAGGUUCUUCAGAGCAUCAGCAUCAUCGACACCCCGGGGAUCCUGUCAGGAGAGAAGCAGCGAAUCAGCAGAGGUUACGACUUCGCCGAGGUCCUGCGCUGGUUCGGCGAGCGGGUCGACCGCAUCAUCCUGCUGUUCGACGCCCACAAGCUGGACAUCUCCGACGAGUUCUCCGAGGCCAUCCGGGCCUUCAGGGGCCAGGACGACAAGAUCCGGGUCGUCCUCAACAAGGCCGACCAGGUGGACACGCAGCAGCUGAUGCGGGUGUACGGCGCCCUCAUGUGGUCACUGGGGAAAGUCAUCAACACUCCGGAGGUGGUGAGAGUUUAUCUGGGAUCGUUCUGGGCCAAACCGCUGCAGAACUCUGAGAACAGGCGACUGUUCGAGGCCGAGUCUCAGGACCUGUUCCGGGACAUCCAGAGUCUUCCGAGGAACGCCGCCCUGCGUAAACUCAACGACCUCAUCAAGAGAGCUCGUCUGGCCAAGGUCCACGCCUACAUCAUCAGCCACCUGAAGAAGGAGAUGCCGUCUCUGUUCGGCCGCGAGAAGAAGAAGGAGGAGCUUAUCAUGAGGCUGCCGGAGAUCUACACCAUCCUGCAGCGGGAGCAUCACAUCAGCCCUGGGGACUUCCCCAACGUCGCCAAGAUGCAGGACAUGCUGCAGCACUACGACUUCAGUAAGUUCCCGUCCCUGAAGGUGAAGCUGAUCGAGUCGGUUGACAAGAUGUUGGCCACGAAGAUCGCCGGUCUGAUGGCGAUGAUCCGAGAGGAGGAGACCAAGGCGCCGCCGGCCAUGGUGUCGGGCGGCGCCUUCGAAGGCUCCCAGGACGGGCCUUUCGGCCACGGCUACGGCGAGGGCAUCAGCGCCGGGGCGGACGCCGAGGACUGGAUCGUGAGCCGUGACAAGCACCGCUACGAUGAGAUCUUCUACACGCUGAUGCCCGUCAACGGCAAGAUCACCGGCGUCAAUGCCAAGAAGGAGAUGACGAACUCGCGGCUGCCCAACACCGUGCUGGGGAAGAUCUGGAAGCUGGCCGACCGCGACCAGGACGGCAUGCUGGACGACGAGGAGUUCGCCCUGGCGCAGCACCUCAUCAAGGUGAAGCUGGAGGGCUACGAGCUGCCCACCGAGCUGCCCCACCACCUGGUGCCACCGUCCCACCGCAAGGACCCCACGGCCGACGCCCUGUACAACCACAGCGAGGACUAGAGCUCCGUCGCCGUGGAGACCGGGUCCACGGGUCUGAUGUUCAGACUGACCAAACAAGCAAACGCUCAGAAUGUUCUGCUUUUUAUUUGGUAAGAGUUUAUAUAUAUCGAUCAUCUCAACGAGUCUCUCGGAGGCUUUUAUUGUGAAAGAGAACAGUGUCCUCGUGUUUCCUUCCCAAACGUCUCGAUGUGUGGAGGCAACGCCGCCGAUCAACUUCGUCACACAAACCAGCACCUUCGUCACGUUUGUUUGUCGCCUGCAGCAUCACGGGUCCCGACUUCCUGCUGUUCACCGCAGGUUCCUGUUCACUCUGACCUUCAGAAUGAAAGCACAGAUGUGUCUCAAAACAGUGACGUCAUCAGUCAGAGCAGAAUAUGGAUCAGAUACAGUUGAUGGAUUGACGCUUAAUUUCCUUGACGCGACCGUUUCCUCCGCACUGUUCAGGACGUGUUUUUAUUUAGACGCUGUCAAAGAAUAUUAUAAGUCUGUGCUUUUAUUCUGAAGGUCAAACACAUUCUCAUUGUCAGAUGUCAAAGUUUGAGUUUCCUGUAAAGGGAUUGCGCGGGUCGACCCCCGACCCCUAGGGCGGAGGAUUAGUGCCACGUGAAAAGGAAAAAAAGGAGAAAAAGUGACUCACAGUUUUAAAGAAAGAGAUCAAACAUUCCUUCAUUUCUUAAACAUGAACGUCAGAAUGAUUAUUUUCUUCCUGUGGCACUAAUCGUCCUCCGUAGAUCGUCUUCUGGAGAUGAAUGUUUUUUUAAAUAAUCCAGAUCAGAUGUCGAUGAACACGAGGAUCAUGUUUCCUUUUUCCACCGGUUUUUACUAGUUUCAUUACAAAAUGUCCGACAUUGAUCAUUUCCAGAAGUUUCACUCAGAUGUUUUCAUCAUCAGCUCACAUAUGAAUAAUUAUCAUUUCAGAUUCAUCUUUGAAUCAUUUUGUCUCGAAAACAUUUUUUUUGUUGAAGAAAAUUAUGUUUAUUUCUUUUAAGUUGAAAAACAAAAAAAAUUAUGAUUUGACGAUAAAACUAAAUAUUUCCAAAUAUGUAUCAGAAAAUAUAUAUUUUUUAGAUGUAUAUAUUUUAAAAGUAGAGAAUGAGUAAAACUCUUGUUAGUGAUGAAGCUCGCAAUGUCGUGACCUCUGCAGGAACCUCCUCCUCCUGAAAUCGUCUCUUUACAGAGACAGGAAGUUGUUAUGGACUCCGCCUCGUGACCCGGACCAGCACACGACGUCCAGACCAGGACACGAGGGGUCCAGGUCCUCAGAGGUCAAAGGUCACAGUCCAUCCUGUUUUAACAGCAGAGCCGCGACAGCGUCGUGUCCUGAAACGUGUCCGCUCGCUUCACUUUCCUCACAUUGUAAACAUCAGCAGAGACGAGCAGACACUGACCUCUGACCUCUGACCUUCCUCUGGAAACAAGGGUGGUUUUCAUUACUGUAAAUUCUGCCCAGCGACUGAGGAGGAACGAUUUCCUCUGACUGACGCUGCAGCGAAUCAGAAUUAAUAAAAACAGUGAAUGUGCCUUUAAACGCAGCUUCGACUCAUCAACACGUUUGAUUUUCAUUCUGACGGAACUCGUCACGUCAACGUCUGGGACCUGUGAGGUCACAGGUCACCAAACGGUUGUAGUCGUCAAGGCAACAGAGGUUUAUGUUUGUAUGAAAGAAUGAAACAGGAAAUGUUUGAAUGUGACAAACAUUUUAGCGACGAUUACACUUUCUUUCAAACCAAUUUCACAAGACGUUAGACAGACAAGAGAAAGUUCAUUGGUCUGAGACAUUAAUCAUUAUUUUGAGAAAAUUUCAUUAUUUUGGAAAAAAAAUUAUUAGAGUAAAAAAAAAAUAUUUUGAAAAAUGUAAAAUUUUUGAGAAAAUUAACAUUAUUUUGACAAAGUUUCAUUAUUUGACAGUUUCCUGUCAUAACAACUUGCAGGAUAUAUUUUUUCGGUAGAUUUGACUUCACACACGUACAAAGCCUUAAAAAAUUGAAUCAUCAGAAUUAAACAAAGUGCCACUGGACGGAGCUGAACCCAUGUAAAUUCAUAUCUUAUAUGUAUAAAAACUAUGUAAACACUGUACAUGGAUGAUGUUGAUGUAUCAGGACUGAUGAUCAUCAGCAACGUUUCACGCCCCCUGGUGUCGUUCUGAGGACGUGUGUGUGUGUGUGUGUGUGUGUGUGUGUGUGUGUGUGUGUGUGUGUGUGUGUGUGUGUGUGUGUGUGUGUGUGUGUGUGUGUGUGUGUGUGUGUGUGUGUGUGUGUGUGUGUGUGUGUGUGUGUGUGUGUGUGUGUGUGUGUGUGUGUGUGUGUGUGUGUGUGUGUGUGUGUGUUCCCGUUCCCAUGACGGGACGUUGUCGUCUUCGAGGAUUCGUAUGUAAGAAAAGAUUUACCGUAUUAACCAGAAACUAUUCUGAUCAAACUCUUGUGACAUUUCAGCUCUGUCUCUGAUUUAGUUUCCAGAAAUUGCAGGAUUUUGUUUUUGUUCAUAUCAGUUCAUCUGAAUGUAAAAGGUUUUAUUAUUCUUGUGAUUGUGAAUGAUGUUGUAUUCUGGUUGUUUGGAUGUGACUCUGUGCUCCAUCUCUCUUCCUGUUCACAGAGCUGGAGACUAAUAAAGUUUAUUCAACACGUUC